CCCUUUAUCUCUUAGAGCCAAACAAACACAAAAAUUAGGAUUGGGCGGAGAAAUGAGAACCAGAAGAGGUAGUUGUUAUCCGAUAGAGGACGAUGUAUGGAUGGAGAACAGAGUAAUGAAGCGGCGGGAUAUCUCCGGCAAACACCUGCUGCCGUACAGGAAACGGCAGAGAUUCUCGCCGGAGGCGGCGGUUGAGAAGUUCGAUUUGUUCGAUUCCUUGCCGGAUGAUCUCGUCAUUUCUAUUCUCUCCAAACUCAGCUCCUCCGCCGGUUGUCCUUCCGAUUUCAUGAACGUUUUGAUGACAUGCAAAAGAUUGAACAGUUUGGCUCUUCAUUCUCUUGUUUUAUCCAAAGGCUCCUCGAAAAUGUUUGCAAUUAAAGCGAAAAACUGGUCGGAGUCGGCUCACCGGUUUCUGAAACACUGCGCAGACGCCGGAAAUGCUGAAGCAUGUUACACUCUUGGCAUGAUUCGAUUUUACUGUUUGCAAAACCGAGGGAGCGGUGCAUCCUUGAUGGCCAAGGCGGCGAUUAACUCCCACGCGCCGGCGUUGUACUCGCUGGCAGUGAUUCAGUUCAAUGGAAGCGGUGGCUCCAAGAACGAUAAGGACUUGCGGGCGGGCGUGGCUCUUUGUGCACGAGCCGCCUUCCUUGGUCACAUCGAUGCGUUACGCGAGCUUGGACACUGUCUUCAGGACGGCUAUGGCGUCCGUCAAAAUAUAGCCGAAGGCCGUCGGUUCCUUGUGCAGGCCAACGCCCGAGAGUUAGCCGCCGUACUUGCCUCCACAGGCGCAUCAAACAUCUCUAAAGGCUCUUGGCUCACUUGGAGUCCUCAUCUGAUCCCGCACGCCAACUACCGUGACUUGAGCGGGCCCAGUUGCCCGUUGCUGAGCGAUUUUGGCUGCAAUGUACCGGCGCCGGAGGCGUACCCAGCGAGCAGGUUCUUGGCGGAGUGGUUCGCUGCUCUAGAAGGAGUGCCCGGUCCAGGGCUGAGGCUCUGCUCACAUUUGGGAUGUGGAAGGCCGGAAACUAGGAAACACGAAUUCCGCAGGUGUUCCGUUUGCGGAGCUGUAAAUUACUGCUCACGCGCGUGCCAGGCGCUUGAUUGGAAGCUCCGCCAUAAGGCCGAGUGCGUACCAGUGGAGAGGUGGCACGAUGAAGAAGCGCAAGGUAAUGAUGGCGACGGAGGGGUUGAGGGCGGCGACGCCAUCAUGGGAGAGAGUUAGUUGUUCUAGCCGGUAUUGUACUUACGGUAACGUAGGCUUCUGAUGGCAUAGACGUGUUAAAGCAGAGGCGUUAAAUUGCCCUGAAAAAAAGAAAAAAACAAAUGGGCCAAUUUUGAUUGUAAUUUUUAGGGUUAAAACUUUAUGAAAAUAGUAUAAUUAUAAUUUUAAUAAAAAUUAAGAUCUUAU
This is a messenger RNA of Rubroshorea leprosula, 1408 nucleotides long. Lineage: Eukaryota; Viridiplantae; Streptophyta; Magnoliopsida; Malvales; Dipterocarpaceae. The record is from the annotation of a GenBank genome assembly.